Tachyglossus aculeatus (Australian echidna) is the source of this 1066-nucleotide messenger RNA. RefSeq names its product Yip1 domain family member 7 (gene YIPF7). The record is from RefSeq and is a predicted model, not a curated record. Gene Ontology annotation, biological process: vesicle fusion with Golgi apparatus; endoplasmic reticulum to Golgi vesicle-mediated transport. The coding region runs from base 57 to 770 and encodes 237 amino acids. NCBI's taxonomy places the organism in Eukaryota, Metazoa, Chordata, Mammalia, Monotremata, Tachyglossidae. The transcript has 6 exons. Gene Ontology annotation, cellular component: trans-Golgi network.
GUUUCCGCGGCAGCAGAUUCCCUACGCUGGAAAGGACAGUGGCAAGAACAGACAGGAUGUCUUACGAGGAUCCACCGGGCACGGGCUUCUUCCAGUCCAACUACACGAUCGAAGGGGCGGAGCCGUGGUGCGGUGGCGAGCUCUCUGGUGCCGAGAGGUGCCCGGCGGGGGAGCAGCCCCAGACGCCACUGCCAUCGGUGCCAGCCCACCUGGGCAGCCAUGACGACUACCUGCUGUCCUAUGAGGCUGGCUGGGAUGAGGAGCCCCCUUUGCUGGAAGAGCUGGGGAUCAACUUCCACCACGUCUGGCAGAAGACGUUGACCGUGCUCAACCCGCUCAGGCCGGCGGACCCGGGUAUCAUGGCCGAAACUGACCUCGCGGGCCCUGCCCUCUUCUGCCUGGCCCUGGGGGCCACCCUGCUGCUGGCAGGGAAAGUUCACUUUGGCUCUGUGUACGGCCUCAGCGUGUUGGGCUGCGUGGGCAUCCACACUCUCCUGAACCUGAUGAGCUCAGCUUGUGUCUCCUUUGGAUGUGUAGCCAGCGUGCUGGGCUAUGGCCUGUUGCCCAUGGUCCUGCUGGCCAGCGCUGCUGCCCUCUUCUCUCUCCAGGGCACCGCAGGCACGGUCUUCGCGCUGGCGGUCAUCAGCUGGUGCAGCCUGUCUACUUCCAAGAUCUUCAUCUCGGUGCUGGCCAUGGAUGGGCAGCAGCUGCUGGUCGCCUACCCCUGUGCACUCCUGUUUGGGAUUUUCGCCCUCCUGACUGUCUUCUGAGCCGGGCCGGCUGGAGUGAGGAAUGGGUCUCACGUGCCAAGACUUGAUAGAAGCCAACAGUAGGUGACAAACAGAAGCCUCACAAGGCCGUAGUUUUGGAGAGCUGCAGCACUGUAAGAUUGUCAAAGCCGUCAUGGAAUCUGCUAAACUGUAAGCUUCUUAAGGGCAGGCAUCAUGUCUGCUAAUGUAUUGUACUCUCACAAGCAUUUUGUACACGGGAGAUGUUCGGUAAACGUUGUAAAUUAAUUCAUUCCUGAAGAGUUCAUUGGUGGUAAUGAGGACAGUAGAAAUUAUUU